CAGCACGGCGCCAGUGUCGGAGCGCGCGGGAGAGCGAGCCGUGACCUGACCAGGUCAGCCGCCGGGUCACACGCCGCCGCGUCCGGAGCAGCUGCAGCAAGCCGACCGCUUGCUGUGACUAUGGUUUAAACUAUGGAGUGGGAGAAACGGAGUCAUCCGGUGCCAGCGCCUAGCAGCGCCCCUAGCGGGGAGGUGUCCCUGACGCGAGACCUGGACGAGGUCAACUGUAAUCCGGCGGGCGUACUGGACGAGCUGUACGAGGAGCUGGAGCGCUUCUCCCGGCAGCCGUCCGUGCGGUCGUCGACGCGGCGCGCCUACGCCAGCCUGGAUGUCGGCUCCAUGGGCGUAGACCUCAGCUCCGGCCCAGUGAUCACCAGCGAUUUCGACGAGAACGUAGUCAACAACAACAUGGGCGGCGGCAGACGGGCUGGCGGGGACGGUGCUGCCGACCCGACCGAGGCCGAGACGCUGACGCCGGGCCUGAUCGGCACGCUGGACGACAACCGGCGCCUGCCGUCCGACACGUCGCCGAAGCAGCUGUACCACUCGGACAUCCCACACUUCACGGGCGAGCUGACGGACGACCUGUACGCGCUGCCGGUGAAGAAGGGCGCCGCGCUGGAGUCGACCGGCGCCGGUGACGCCGAGCCGCUGCCGCCCGGCUGGGAGAAGCACGAAGACAAUGACGGUCCGUACUACUGGCACAUAAAGAGUGGCACCAUUCAGCGCGAGCCGCCGCCCACUCCGGCCGACGACGGCAAGAGGGUGCCGACCAAAGACAGCGAGUCGAGCUCCGGCAUCUCGAGCGGCAGCGCCGGCUCCGGGGUGACCCGUAGCAGCACGAGCUCGGCCAUCGCUGACCUGGACCGGCGACACGUCGAGUACGCCGACAAGAGGAAGAGUUUUCCUGCACGCCCCGACCAGGAGGCGAACGAUGCGCGCCGCGUGCGGUUCGCCGUGCGCUCGCUCGGCUGGGUGGAGAUCGCCGAGCCCGACCUCACGCCCGACCGCAGCAGCAAGGCGGUCAACAAGUGCAUCGUCGACCUGUCGCUGGGCCGCAACGACGUGGUCUCGGACUCGGUCGGCCGCUGGGGAGACGGCAAGGACCUGUUCAUGGACCUGGACGAGGGCUCGCUGAAGCUGUUGGACCCCGAGAGUCUGACGCUGCUCAACACGCAGCCCAUCCACACCAUCCGCGUCUGGGGCGUCGGCCGCGACAACGGAAAAGAAAGGGACUUCGCGUACGUGGCGCGUGACCGUGUGACCCGCCAGCACAUGUGCCACGUGUUCCGGUGCGACACGCCGGCGCGGGUCAUUUCCAACACGCUGCGCGACAUCUGCAAGAAGAUCAUGAUCGAGCGGAGCCUGGCGCAGGGCGCCGGCCGACUCACCGAGCCGGGCGUGGGCGGCCCGGCCGGCCGGCUGGCCAGACCCACAUCGCUGGCCGUCGACCAGAGGAGGGCGCUGAAGGCUCCGCAGCCGCCCCUGACGCUGGGCAGCCAGAGCUUUCCCACGCCCAUGGAGGAGCCCAAGCGGACGCUGCAGGCUCUCUACAUGGGCUGCACGCCGGUGUCCAAGCCCAGCGGCAUCGACGUCCUGAACCAGGCGCUGUACAAGCUGUGCAGCCAGGCGGCGCCGACCGAGUGGCGCCCGGUCAGCGUCUCCGUCGCGCCGUCCACCGUCACCGUCACGGACGCUGAGACGGAGGAGCAGGUGGUGGAGUGUCGCGUGCGCUUCCUCUCGUUCCUUGGCAUCGGUCGCGAGGUGCAGCAGUGCGGCAUCAUCGUGCACACCUCGCAGGACGUGUUCAUCGCGCACGGCUUCUCCUGUCCCACCUCGGCCGGCCCGCUCUGCAAGACCAUCGAGGCGGCCUGCAAGCUGCGCUACCAGAAGUGUCUGGACGCGCUGCCGGGCGGCGGCGCCGGCCGCGGCGCGCCCGCCCAGUCGCGCAGCUUCGGCCAGACCCUGAAGUCGGUGAUCGGCUCAUUAGCCGGCCGGCGCCUGCGCGGUAUGGACUCCUGAGAUACGGCCUCACCUCCGCAGUACGAACUGACGCUUCCUGUGGAGUGUGAGGUGAUCCCCCACCGUCACCUGGUCAGCCGCCGGGCGCCGGGCGACGACGAGUCGGCGCCGCUCAGCCAGCAGCUGGCAGCGCUCGUCUCUCCGGACCGGGCGCCGCUGCCGGCACUGCUGGCCGGCUCGCACACCGUCUGCGCCGUCACCACCCCGCUGCGCGUGCCAGCCGGCUGGCCCGAGCCGCAGUACAGCUGGUGCCAGCCCGUCACCAGCCCCGAGGCGGCGCUGCGCCGCCUCCAGCUGGGCUGAGCGGCCGCGGCCGCCGCCCCGGGCCGCACGGCGCCGAGACAAGUGCCAUGGACGCCGGCAGAGAAAGAGAGCGAGAGUGCGCGCGCGUGUGAUCCGUGUGACAUAUCUGUGCAGCUUCUGAUACCCGCCGGCCCCGCAAUACACCGUCGCCCCGUGUACAUAGGCCGGUAUGUAUAUCACAUUCCGUGUGUGCCCGCCCGCCGCCGCUGCCGGCCCGGCCGACCGGAC
This is a messenger RNA of Pollicipes pollicipes, 2553 nucleotides long. Its product is annotated as protein Fe65 homolog. Gene Ontology annotation, molecular function: transcription factor binding; amyloid-beta binding. Gene Ontology annotation, cellular component: nucleus; cytoplasm. The record is from RefSeq and is a predicted model, not a curated record. NCBI's taxonomy places the organism in Eukaryota, Metazoa, Arthropoda, Thecostraca, Pollicipedomorpha, Pollicipedidae. Gene Ontology annotation, biological process: regulation of DNA-templated transcription. The coding region runs from base 133 to 2022 and encodes 629 amino acids. The transcript is spliced from 16 exons.